UAAAAUAAUUGAAGCAGAAAAUUGGUUGAUUCUUUAUAACAGAGCAAGUCUAGUAUUUUUUUUAAUGCAAAUGAAGGUCAACUUUUAGAAAAUUUAAUAUGACUUCUACAGUCAUUUUAAUUUUAAUUAUGUUUUUAAACGGUAUCGAAAGUAAGCGAAAAAAUAAAUAUCAACCGUUAUCCGUGUGCAAACCUAACUCGUAUUUUUUUCUGGGAUGCAACAUAUGUCGAUGUGAUGAUGAAGGAGUCAUAAACCAACAAUUCUGUACAAAAAGAAAAUGCCCAUCAUAUACACGACGAACUUACAAUGUCGACGGAAGCUGUGAAGCCGGAAACUGGUACUCUUCAGAACCUUGCCAAAUCUGUUAUUGUAUUUUCAAAAGCAAAUUAAUUUGCAACAGCGUAGCAAAUCAGGAUAAACUCCAACUUGGUAAAUUUGAUUUUUCCAUAUGUGGAAAUAACUAUUUGGAAGCAGCAUCGGAGUUAUUUCCGAACCAUAGGAAGAAGAAAAGUGUUAUUAAAAGUGUAAAUAAUAUAGUAACAACAACAACAACGCCCGUACCUGAUUUAAAUACUGAUGAAAUGCUCUUAAAUUUAUUAGAGAGUCAACGAAAAGUUAAUGAUAAUAACUUGUUUUAUAAGAUAAAUGAUAAACGAGAAUCUAAGCAUGGUCUGUUAGAAGACGAGCUAAUCAAGCACCCAAUAGAUAUAGAUUCAAUAAUAUCUCAUAGAUAUAACAAUGAUGACUCGUCUAUGGGUCUUGGUGCUUUAAGUCUUAGGCGUGGUAAAGUGAAGCUUAUAGAUAAAGAAAAAUGUACCCCGGGAGAGUCUUUCGCAAGGAAUUGUGAGACUUGCUAUUGUCUACAAAAUGGUAAACUGUUGUGCGUACAAAGAAAUUGUGGUAAAACUAAUUGAAAUGGCUGAAAUAUACGGAAUAAUUAAAAUUUGA
Molecule: messenger RNA, 948 nt
Organism: Pieris brassicae (large cabbage white)
Lineage: Eukaryota; Metazoa; Arthropoda; Insecta; Lepidoptera; Pieridae
Exons: 2
Coding region: 99-914 (271 amino acids)
Molecular function (GO): peptidase inhibitor activity
Source: RefSeq, a predicted model, not a curated record